Messenger RNA from Toxorhynchites rutilus septentrionalis, 2045 nucleotides. RefSeq names its product fatty-acid amide hydrolase 2. Bases 174 to 1790 code for a protein of 538 amino acids. Lineage: Eukaryota; Metazoa; Arthropoda; Insecta; Diptera; Culicidae. The transcript is spliced from 5 exons. The record is from RefSeq and is a predicted model, not a curated record.
CUGGCUAAGUUGUAGAGCACCGUGGUGCUCUCUUCAGUUACGGAGAAAGCGAGCACGAUUGCAUACGGUGUUUUAUGCAUUUGGAAGAUCACUAGUUUAGUUUCUUCUGACUCCACCAGAUACUGAUUUAUCGAACAUUCACAUAUAUUCUCUAAAGUCCAAUCACUGGUAAAAUGUGUGCUGAAACGAGACGUGAGAGACGUAAUAAACCGAACCAGAUUGUGAAAGAUAUGGCGUACAGUCUUUUAUUCAACGCUUUUGUGAUAAUUCAUAUGCUGGUUGAUAAAUUAAUUGCAUUGGUUCUGAAAUGGUAUUGGGGACCAAACCGCAAGCGAUGUCCAUCGUUACAACGAAAGCUCAUUAUAGUGACCUACAGCGUACAGGAAUUGGCUAAGAUGAUCCGCAAUAAAGAAAUUACCUGCUAUGAAGUGAUCAGUGCCUAUAUCGAUCGCUUGAAUGAAGUAAAUCCUAUUGUGAAUGCGGUCAUUGAUGGUCCCUUCGUUGAAGCACUGGAGGAAGCAAAGUCUAUCGAUGAUAAAAUCCUGCGAGGAAUAAUUUCAGAAAAUGAAUUCGCUAAUAAGCCUUUCCUAGGGGUGCCUUUCACUACGAAGGACAGUACAGCUGUGAAAGGCAAGCUUCAAACUCUUGGAAUUAUUGCAAGACGUCAUGUGAAAGCGAAAGAAGACGCUGAAUGUGUGAAACUGAUGAAGGAUGCCGGUGCCAUUAUCAUUGCCACCACUAACAUUCCAGAGAUCAACCGAUGGCAGGAAACGAGAAACAAUCUGAUUGGACAAACCAACAAUCCGUAUGACGAUCGACGCACGGUAGGCGGCUCAAGUGGUGGAGAGGCGGCUCUCAUUUCAGCAUGUGCUAGCGCUUUCGGACUAGGCACUGAUAUUGGAGGUUCGAUCCGGAUGCCUGCCUUCUAUUGCGGAAUUUACGGGCAUAAGCCUACCUCUGGGAUUGUCAAUACGCGAGGCUGCUCGCUUCGUACUGGCAAAGAAGCCUCCACUAUGGUCGUGGCUGGACCGAUGACCCGCUUCGCAUCAGAUUUGCGCCCACUCUUGAAGACGCUCGUAGGUCCCAGUACUUCGGUGACACUGAAGUUAGACGAGAAGACUGAUUUGAAGAAAUUACGUUACUUUUACAUAACUAGUUCAGGUGAUAUCAAGUGCAGCCCGGUGCAUCCCUUGCUCCAGAAGGCAAUGGGCCGUGUGACGGAACAUUUUCAACAUAUUGCCCCCGACGGCGUCCAGAAAGUCACUCUCUCCGGCACGGAGAAAACUAGCAACAUGUGGCGCUAUUGGAUGACGCAAGAACCGGCCAGUUUCAACAACCUGCUGGGCAAUGGGAAGCAGCUUUCGCCUCUGGUCGAAUUGGCGAAGAAACUGACUGGUAACAGUGAAUAUACACUAGCUUCUAUUUACUCGUUAAUCGACAGUAUUCUGCCCCCGGAGAACGCCGAUAAAAUCAAAGAAAUCACACGGCAGUGCGAUCAAGAGCUCACCGAACUGCUCGGAGACGACGGUGUGCUAUUCUACCACAGCACAACCCAUGUGGCCCCCUAUCAUUAUUCAGCAUUCGUUAAUGUGUACAACUUUGGCUAUUGGUGUCUGUUCAACGUUUUGCACGUGCCAGCCACUCAAGUUCCACUGGGGUUGGAUCCUGACGGUUUACCCUUGGGCAUACAGGUAGUGGCAAGUCGCAACCGGGAUCGCCACUGCCUCGCAGUAGCUGAGGAAAUUGAGCGUGUGUUCAAUGCUAAUAUUCCACCAUUUAUAAUCGAUUGAGAUUUUGAGAGGAAGAGAUUUCGUACAAUUUAUAAAAGUCUGCGAUUUAGCACGUAUUUCAUGGUAUAGGUAAUAUAGAGAACGGAUGUUUUAAUCACUUCAUCUCUAGCUCAAACAGAACUAGUCGAUCGACGAAACCUCUUUUGAGUAAAACUAAUAGCUAAUAUUUUGAUAACACAUUUACAAGUUUCCUCCACAUAUAUUGGGGAUAAGAAUGAAUAAAUAAAUAAAUUAAUAAAUAAAGCUGAACACGAA